AUGGAAUUGAACCAGUUUGAAAACAUCAGCCGACUCGCCAACCACAAUAACGUAAACAACAUGGACUUUACAUUAGCCCUCUAUGCGUCCAAAGCCAAAAAGACUAUUGCCUGUUGUAUCGAUGAAUAUGAUAGUAGAUUUCCCAACGGCGUGCCCAAGGCGCCACAAAGUACCUCGUUCGCUCUGGCCUUACCAAUUGUACAGUCGGACAAUACCUUAAUAGGUGUACUCGAGCUCUACCGGAAGAAAGGAUCGCCAUAUUUCUUUGAGGAGGACGAGGAGAUUGCCAACAGUUAUCUAGUGUGGGGUGGAGUGGCCCUCCAUUACGCUGAACUUUACUACAAUCUAUCGCAACAAAGAAAGCUGAAUACAUUUCUGCUAUCAGUAGUCAGAUCUGUAUUCCAAGAUAUGGUUAAUAUGGACGUGGUAGUAUCCAAAAUAUUGGAAUAUGCUCGUAAUCUAGUGAAUGCGGAUAGGACCUCGCUGUUUUUGGUGGACUAUGCUAAAAAUCAAUUAUACGCCCAUAUAUUUGACGCCAACGAUAACAAAGAGGCCGAUGCGCUAAAAAACGAGAUCCGAUUCCCUAUUGGGGCCGGUAUUGCCGGAUAUGUGGCCAAAACAGGGGAACCUUUAAACAUACCCAACGCUUACGCCGAUGAGAGGUUUAACCGUAGUAUUGACCAGAAAACUGGUUACACAACAAAGAGCCUGCUCUGUAUGCCCAUUUUCAUCGAGGACAAGGUGAUUGGCGUACUGCAAAUGGUAAAUAAAAUAAACGAUGUAUUUACUAAAGAGGACGAAGAUAGUUUUGCCGUAUUUGCCACUUACUGCGGGUUAGCCCUUGAUCACGCUAGGUUAUACGAAAAAAUACAUAAAUCAGAGGAGAAAUAUAAGGUUGCGCUGGAAGUGCUGUCAUAUCACAACACGUGUACCAAUGAUGAGCUCAACACAAUUAAAUCGCGGCCAUUAGAUUCACUGCCCAAUGAGACAGACCCAUCAUUCUCUCCAUACACGCUGUCCAACGACGAGAAGGUGUUAUCAUCGGUAAAACUGAUCCAAUCGUUUAGUGGCGUAACCAAGUGCGAAGUGGACGACAUAUACCGGUUUACAUUGACCGUGCGCAAAAACUACCGCGCCGUGCCCUAUCACAAUUGGACACACGGCUAUAGCGUGGCCCAGACUAUAUACCGGCUAACGUGGGAGUGUGAUCAUUUUUGUCCCCUGGAAAAGUUUUCAUUUUUUGUGGCCGGCCUGUGCCACGAUCUAGAUCAUCGGGGCACUAAUAAUCAGUUCUUGGUCACUUCUUGCGCAUCAUUAGCCGCCCUGUACUCCACGAGCCCUCUAGAGUAUCAUCAUUUCAAUCAGACAGUGUCUAUACUCCAGCAAAACGGAAUGAAUAUAUUGAAAAACAUGUCAUCGGAGGACUACAAGACUGUGUUGGCCAACAUUAAGCAUUACAUAUUGGCCACAGAUAUGGCCAAGUUUUUUGGCACGAGCAAAAAGCUAAACACGCUGGCCACUAAUGGCACGUUUAACUGGGCCAACCCUGAGCAUAAAUUACUACUAUCAUCGUUGGCAAUGAAUGGGGCGGACCUGAACUCAACGGCGCUGCCCUGGGCAGAGGCGCGGCUAAAGACCAAGGAGCUUUUUGACGAGUUUUACGCCAUGGGUGAUAGCGAGAGACAGGCGGGUCGGGAGCCCAUAGCGCUAAUGGAUAGGCUUAAACUCGAUGAACAGCCCCGCACUCAAGUAGAGUUCCUCGAGAACGUGUCCAUACCGUGUCUAAAGUUGGUCAAUCAGUUUUUGCCUGAAGCCCAACCCUACCUUGAUCACUCGUUGUAA
This is a messenger RNA of Medioppia subpectinata, 1842 nucleotides long. The record is from the annotation of a GenBank genome assembly. NCBI's taxonomy places the organism in Eukaryota, Metazoa, Arthropoda, Arachnida, Sarcoptiformes, Oppiidae.